GAACUCGAAAUCUUUCGCAUAACGUUAUUUUCGGGAUUUGAGGCUGGGAACCGAGUUGUUCAAUCAUAAGCUUCAAUUUUUGAUCGGUGUUGUGAACCGGGUAUUGUCAUCCUCGCGUAAUCCUGGCUGACCCCGAGUAACUUAGUAGUGGCUAGCUACAGCACAAAUUAGAACUUCCGAGCACACGUCUGCAAUCAUUCAGUAUUGAUCGGAACUGACUGUGCUAUAGGCAAGGCUCGACUUGCUUACCGUAAACGAAAUGGUGGCUAAUCUAGGGACGCCGAAGUCCCCACCAGCACUAGGAAUACCAGAUUCUGCGUAUACAGUAGAUGUUAGGGUUAUUGAUACCGGGACGCUCCUCCAUCUUAACCCUUCCCUCUUCUGGCAACCUCCAAUUGAUGGCUUCACAGGGCUUCAUGCCCCAAUAUAUUGUUUUCUGGUUUCGCAUGGGAACCAGCACGUGAUAUUCGACCUGGGUGUCCGUACAGACUGGGAGAACUAUGCACCCAAGAUAGUAUCGAUUAUCACAGCUACAACAACCGUCACACCCGGCUCGGAUGUACCGUCCGUACUGGAUGGAGAUACAAGCGGUCUCGGAAUCCGUAGCGCCGACAUUGGGGCUGUCAUCUGGUCUCACAAUCAUUUUGACCAUGUCGGGGACGUGUCCCGGUUUCCACCUACCACCGACCUAAUCGUCGGACCCGGCGUCCGAGGCGCCUCCUGGCCCGGUUGGCCGACGAAUCCUGAUGGGACUGUACUCGACAGCGACGCAGAAGGUCGCGUGGUUCGGGAGGUUUCCUUCGAAGCGGGGCUCAAGAUCGGUCGCUUCGAUGCCAUGGACUUCUUUGGUGAUGGGUCUUUCUAUCUACUAGACGCGCCGGGACAUGCAGUCGGUCAUCUCUGUGCUCUUGCGCGAACAACAGCUGACGAGCCGACUUUCGUGUUCAUGGGUGCGGAUGCGUGCCACCAUCCAGGCCUACUCCGACCCAGCAAUUACCUACCAUUGCCUUCUACAACUAGUUUGAAUGGGAUACUAACGGGCCCAUCGCAAUGUCCUGGUGAAAUUCUUCAACAGUUGACCCGCCCCGAUGAGCCUUUCUUCACGGUGGCACCUCGUAUGUUCCCCGACCACGACGCGGCUAUGGAUACGGUCCGGAAAAUCCAGGAACUCGACGCGGCUGAUAAUUGCCUUGUUUUAAUUGCUCAUGACUUGUCACUCCGGGAUAAGAUUCCAUUAUUCCCAGAGACCAUCAAUGGCUGGAAAGGAAGUCGGGUCAAGACGGAAACACGUUGGCUUUUCUGUAACGAUUUCAUUCCCGCUUCAGGCCAUCAUGAAAAUGAACGUGGCAUCGAAGAGAGUCUAGUCAGUCAAACGACUUUGGAAUGUUAGUCAGGUAGAUUUACAACUUAGUAAUUACUGAACUGAUAAUUUAAUGUGAAGUUUCAGAA
Annulohypoxylon truncatum is the source of this 1449-nucleotide messenger RNA. Its product is annotated as beta-lactamase-like protein. The coding region runs from base 260 to 1390 and encodes 376 amino acids. The record is from RefSeq and is a predicted model, not a curated record. The transcript is spliced from 2 exons. NCBI's taxonomy places the organism in Eukaryota, Fungi, Ascomycota, Sordariomycetes, Xylariales, Hypoxylaceae.